UCCACGGUGAGAGCCUUACGUCGUUUUAUUACGUUAGCGGAAGUGGUUUGAGCGUCCGUCGGCUACGUCACGUUGGUAUAGUUUUGUUAUGUUGUGAGAAACAGCACACAAUGGGGUCAGCCGACUCAGAGGAGAUCCAUCUGAGGCAUGUGGAAAAAGAUGUCCUAAUUCCCAAGCUCAUGAGGGAGAAGGCCAGGGUGCGCUGUGCUGAGAAAGUUGAAGAACUACCAAAGAUGAAGACCACGGAUGUCCACCGAAUAUGCAGUUCGAUGUCUAAAACACCGGGCAGCAAGCUGGAUAAGGGGUUUAAGCUUUAUGCUUCUUCAUACAUCCACGACUACAAAGGUAGAGCUACAUUAUUUCUGUCUUCCACCAGCUACAAGGACCCUACCUUUUUUGAGGAGUGUAAGCAGGAAUACAUCAAAGAGAAGCUGGAGUUUGAAAGGACUGGGAUUCCAGCAAAGAAUCGGAAACAGAAACUCCCAAAUAGCAUGUAAUGAACAACAUCACACACAAACAGCUCCCCUUCUUCGAAGGAGAAGGUAUAGGGAAUGAGCAUCAGGCCAGAGCUAGAUCCACCUCCUGCACACCUGGGAUACCUGUUCAUCUGGCAGGGUUUAUUGCUGAAAUUGCCACAAGCCUGUGUUUUAUUUAAAGCCAUGGGAUUAGUAACAGAAACUAAUGGUGUGCAGAAGUGGUAUAUAAUCAAAAUGAUGCCUAUUUUUGUAAUGCUCUUUGUGCUUGCAAAACGUUCUCACGUGUUUCAUUAGAAUGAUCUUUCUCACACGAUUGAAUCACCAGGAUUUACAUUACAUUUAACAAUGAUCUUAUUGAUUGAUAGAAUAUACAGAAAGAAGUGAUCAUGGUGCAGUCACCUCCUGUACCUAAACCUGGAAGAUUAUUUUUUUGAGAGUGCAGCUUUGGAGGUGUGUGCAGUCAUUAACUGAGGGAUGCUUGAUAUCUGUUGCACACUUUGUAAUGUCUUUAUAUUCUGUGUGUAAUGACAACAUAUGUGGUAAUGACAAGUUUGGCUAGUUGCCUUCACCUGGCCCGACAGCUUGCAAGAUCAUCUGCAGAAGGUCCAUACUGACAUCCAGAAAAAUCAGAAAAAGAUUACAAACUUGCACAGUUUGUAAAGAGAUCUUUGAUCUUUUGUAACCCAGUUACAAAAUCAUUUGAUCAGGUGACAUAUGCAAUGAAACAUGAUAUUGGGAAUUAUUUUGUAAUUAGUAUAUCAGUGGCAAAUUAGAAAAAGAAUGAAUCAUUAAAGUUUAAACAUCCUCACUGUAUUCCAACAGUCCUCACAUUCAGGUAUCUUUAACUUAAAAUGUACCUGCCUGCGGUGCAGUGGAUCUAUCAAUUCAGUUUCAGCAUUUAAUUGGUUAAAAGUUUUUUUUGAUUCAGUUUAGUUUGUAUUCUGACAUUGACAAAGGAGCCAACCAUCAACCACACUGACAGAACAGUCUAAAUUAGCUUAAUUUAAUAAAUAAGAAUUUUGAAGGGUCAGAUCACUUUAUGUAAGUUUUUUCUAUUAAAAGCAAUUAAAGAA
Monopterus albus (swamp eel) is the source of this 1549-nucleotide messenger RNA. It is a transcript of the gene cmc1, whose product is annotated as C-x(9)-C motif containing 1. The transcript has 4 exons. Lineage: Eukaryota; Metazoa; Chordata; Actinopteri; Synbranchiformes; Synbranchidae. The record is from RefSeq and is a predicted model, not a curated record. Bases 111 to 497 code for a protein of 128 amino acids.